Messenger RNA from Paraglomus occultum, 777 nucleotides. NCBI's taxonomy places the organism in Eukaryota, Fungi, Glomeromycota, Glomeromycetes, Paraglomerales, Paraglomeraceae. The record is from the annotation of a GenBank genome assembly.
AUGGCUCCAGCCGCUACCUCCAAUAAAGAGGAGAUAUCGCACUUAAAAUACCUGCUGAACUUGGCCCAGGAACGUAUUGCCAAACUCGAGGCUGAAAACUCGAAAAAUGAUAAAAAAUCUCGUGAACUGAGAAUGGUGCUUAUGGGCCCGCCUGGAGCCGGCAAAGGCACCCAAUCCCCAAAGAUCAAAGAUAAAUACUGCGUAUGUCACCUGGCCACCGGCGAUAUGCUUCGGGCUCAAGUGAGGGCCGGAACUCCUCUCGGUCUUCAAGCCAAGAAGAUUAUGGACUCGGGUGGAUUAGUCUCCGAUGAGAUAAUGGUUGGAAUGAUACAAGAUGAGUUGAAAAAUAAUAAGGAAUGUAAGAAUGGAUUUAUUCUCGAUGGCUUUCCUCGUACUGUGCCACAAGCCGAGAAAUUAGAUGCAAUGCUUGCUGAGGACAAUAAAAAACUGGAUCAUGCUGUUGAAUUGCUCAUCGACGACAACUUGUUGGUGUCAAGAAUCACCGGUCGCUUAAUUCAUCGACCUAGCGGAAGAACUUAUCAUAGAAUAUUCGAUCCACCAAAAGUGCCUGGGAAGGACGACGUCACCGGGGAGCCUUUAAUCCAACGUUCAGAUGACAAUCCCGAGACGUUAAGAAAACGUCUCGCCACAUAUCACAAACAGACGGUUCCAGUCGCUGAAUAUUACAAAAAAAAAGGCAUUUGGUCAGGCGUUGACGCUGCCCAAAGUCCGAAUGCUGUUUGGCAGAGUCUAUUGGCAAUAUUUGGUGAUAAGUAG